CCCCCCCGCGCGGCUCCGCCCCCGCCGCGUCCCUGCGUUGCGGGCUCCGCCGCUUCGGGAUGAGCCGCGAUUCCCCAUGGAGACCAAACGGGCCGACAUCCCCAGCAGCGUCCUGGACGACCUAUGCAGCCGAUUUAUUUUGCACAUUCCAAGUGAAGAGAGAGACAAUGCAAUCAGAGUGUGUUUUCAGAUUGAACUGGCCCAUUGGUUUUAUUUGGAUUUCUACAUGCAAAACACACCAGGAUUACCUCAGUGUGGGAUAAGAGACUUUGCUAAAGCUGUCUUCAAUCACUGCCCUUUUUUACUGCCUCAAGGUGAAGACGUACAAAAGGUUUUAGAUGAGUGGAAAGAAUACAAAAUGGGAGUGCCAACCUAUGGUGCAAUUAUUCUUGACGAGACACUUGAAAAUGUUCUUUUGGUUCAGGGCUAUUUAGCAAAGUCUGGCUGGGGAUUUCCAAAAGGCAAAGUAAAUAAAGAAGAGGCUCCUCAUGACUGUGCUGCUAGAGAGGUGUUUGAAGAAACUGGGUUUGACAUAAAAGAUUAUAUCUGCAAAGAAGACUAUAUUGAGCUGCGAAUUAAUGAUCAGUUAGCACGGCUGUACAUCAUUCCAGGAGUUCCCAAGAACACAAAAUUCAACCCCAAAACUAGAAGGGAAAUUCGGAAUAUUGAGUGGUUUUCCAUCGACAAAUUACCAUGCCACAGAAAUGACAUGACCCCAAAGUCCAAGCUGGGUUUGGCACCUAACAAAUUUUUUAUGGCUAUUCCCUUCAUCAGACCAUUGAGGGAAUGGAUUUCCCGAAGGAAUGGAGAUUCCUCAGAUAGUGACAAUGGUUUUUCAUCUGCAGGAAGUACACCCUGUAAGCCCAACUUGGAAAAAGCUAGAUCCAAACUUCGCUGUAGUCAGCAGGUGUUUACAGAUGGCUUUUCAGGAGAGCAGUGCACCCACAAGCCAAAACAGCCACAGAAGCCAUAUAAUAAUGCUGAGGUGUCUGAAGUUUUGAAAAUAAAGAAUCAGAGCUUGAGGAACAAUGGCAGAAAGCAAUAUCAAGACACUUCCAGCCAAAAGAAGCGAACAAAUGGAGUCUACAGUCAAGCAGUUAAGCAAAACCAUACCUUGAAAUGUGAAAAAAAGCUUAAUCCAAGAAGACUUCAAGAUAACUUUGAAACAGCAGAAGCAGCAUAUGAGAUGUGUUGCUCCAGUGAAGACCCACUGCCAGAACAUGUAGAGGGACAUUCUAUGGCAUGCAAUGGUCAUUACAAAUUCGUUUUUUCAUCAAGAGCUUUCUUGAGUUUCAAGUUCGACCACGAUGCCAUAAUGAAAAGUUUUGACCUCUGACAGUAAACUUAAUAGGAAUAAAUCAGACUUGCCUGUUGCAACUGAGGGGGUUUCUUAUCCAGCCUUACUCUUUCUCAGGAGUUUUUUUGUUUUGUUUUGUUCAUUUGUUUUUAAAUGCAAUGCAGGGACUGACUGGUGGUUUGGAAGGGUUUGUUCUCUUUGCGGUAUGGGAGUGGCAUAGUCAAGUGUUGCACUUUAAAUGCAGUAUAGCCUUUGUCCACAAAAGUACCUUUCCAAUGUUCAGUUCAUGUGUUCCUAGCUGUGCAUUAGAGGGCAUUCAUUUAACUUGUGUUUCAUUUUUGGUGGUUUUUUUUCAUUUUUUAUUUUAAGUUCCUGUGUGUUUUGUAGAAUGUCAUUGACUUUUUUUUUGGAGUAUACCAGCUUGCUAAACUUUUACCUGCUUGGAUGUAAAUUAUUGGACUUUAGUUGUUAUUUUGUAGUAAAUUGCAAUAUUACGCAGUGGCAAUGAAACUAAUUCUCAGAGGACUCCACUUGUCCUAGUGAUUUUGACACCAAGUUGCACAUUUCAAACCUAGCCUCAGCCUGUCAUCCUUUCUCUGUACUGAUUGCUUGCUCAAAAUACCUUCUCUCCUUUACUCUGAUGGUUUCUGUUGGCUGGCAAUCACUAGUACUUGGAGUCAAAUCUGUUAACAUGUUGACUUCUUGUACCUACUCUUCCUUGGUCUUCAGGAAUCAUACACAGAGUAGAAGUUAGCCCUUCAAAGUGUCCAACUCUUAUGCACUGUCCCCAGCUGCAUGAGAAGAAGUGACAAAGUUCUGUGUUACCCUAGUUGCAGCUGCUUUCAAAAGACGAAAAGCUGAAACUUUGUCUGUGAGAGGUUGCUUGUGUAGAAUUUAUACUGAAUGUAAAUAAGCCUCUGUAGAUCUUGCUGAGGAGGAAGGCAGGUGCAUGGAUAAUAGAGGCAUUGUGUGACACUGAACAGCUUAAUCAGGCUUCCAAUAACUAUUUCAAGGGUGUUCAGUAUUGUAUUCUGUACUGUUGUCCUCAGAUCUCUUGUGUAGUGUAUCUGCUCUGUAUAUAUCCAGUAGUAUUGAAUUGCACUUGCAGUUAGCAUUUAAAUGAUCUAGCCUCAGUCGAUUUCAGCUACAGUGCUUUCUUGGGAAAAACAUCAAAGAUGGGGUGAGAGUGGAGGGGAGGAACAAAAAACCAGUGAGAGUUGAGGUGAUGAACUGUUACGUCACCUUCAAGUUAAUGGGUUUUGAGCAUGUGCUUUGCAAUUGAUAGAAAUGCACUGAAAUAAUCUGUCACAGCAGCUUGUGAUAGCAAGCAUGUAUGUCCCAGAUUUAAAAAUGGACUUUUCUCUAGAAUAGAGGUGAUUAAUUGGUAACUUCAUAGGUUGAAUGAACUACACCCUUGUAGUGUAUGCUCAUGCACUGAGUUUUUAUGCAACUCAUGCAUCAUCCAAAACCAAAAUCCUAGUCUUCCUUCAACCACCCUACUUCACCUACCCUACCUGAUCUGUUACCUAGUGCUUUUCCUCAGAAAUAGCUUUAGAACUUUCUCCUGGUUUAUUCACCUGCCCUGGCACCAGGUGAUUUGGAACUCUAAUGCUGUAAUAAUUUUGGCCAUAGGAGUGCUCAACUUCUGUAUCAGUCAACAGGAGAAAGGGAUUACAGCAUUUCCUCCUUCUAGAGGACAAGAGUUCUGAGGGCCUUGUUUUUCAAGACCAAAUUGUGAAAUAGCUCAAUCUAGCUUUGACUCACAUUUGUGUUUUGUUUGUUUUGGUUUGUUUUUUUUAAAAGUAUCCAAAGGCCGUUCAAAGCAGUAAAUGAUACAGAAGAGUAAUUGAGAAGGUGGGAUAAUGCUGGAGGAGGUUACGUUAUUCAGCUUCAGGUGAAAACUGAUCUUUAGUUACUUCCUUAGUGCUUUUUUAGUUGAUUUCCCAGCAAAAGUGCCUUUACUCAUGGUGAGGCAGAAGUUUGUAUUGGUAUCCUGAGGCUGCUACUGCCUGUGGAGAUGACAAGACUCUCCUAUGGCAUAAUUAAAUAUCAGGCUGUGGAAAUCUUUUUAUAAAUAAGUUGACUUUUCAGAUAAGUUAGUUAUAGUUCAUUAGUGCUCUGUGAAAUAAUGGGGAUGUUGAUGAAAGAGUGAACUUCGAGCAUCUGUCAUCUGUUUGGGAAGUUCUGUCCCAGACAAGAGGAAGUCUUCAAAACAUUGGAAGCAUGUCCUAUGAAUAGGAGAUGCUGGCUGCCCUCUGUUUACUGUGUCAUUUUUUAAUUAUAGGUGAAAGGUUGGUUCACUAUAAGAGACACUGGUUGCUUCAUUAAGCAACCCAAAGUGGGGCUUAUACAUGUCAUGAUUUUAGUAAAUCUAGCCUUAAUGUGAGUUGCAAAUAAAUGUGAUAAAUAUGCAAUAACUUACUUCUUUGUAUAAGGGUACUGUUUCUUGUAGUAGCAUUGCUUUCUGCUUUCUCAGUAAGGUUUCUAAAACUAUGUAAGUGUGGAGGCAUGUGAUCUACCCCAUGGGUUCCAUCAUGCCCUGCACUGUGAACAUUUUGUUUACUUUCUUUGUGUUAUUUCACCAUCCUUUUAUAAUUGUAUUUCUAAGUUUAGAAGUACUGUUUACAUUAUCUUCCGUAAAACAGUGAAGAAAUAGCAAGUGAGAUUUAGGUUUUCUUUCUGUGAGUUUUUACUUUAUGGGAACCAGACACAGAGAAACAAGUAACUGUUUGCAUGUCAGACUCAAGAGCUGGUAUCAAGAUACUUGAAAAACAGAUUAGUCAAUUUGAGAAUGCUUGCAUGUAAGGGGUUAUUAAAAUUAUGAAUGGUCAGUCAAUGUUUUUGCAGCUAAAGAACUUGUGGAAUAAACAAACAUUUAACAAACAAACCUACAGAUGUGUGGUGCUGGGAAUCUAGUAUUAGUUUGCAGUUUCCUGGUACUACAUAAACUCCCUGCUUUAGCAUGAGGUUUUUAGCAUCUCUCCUUCACAGAAUGCUCUGUACUUUGACCUCAGACUGAAGAGUGUCCUGUCCACUUGAGUGACAUAUGUUCUGUGCUGAAGUGCUACUAACUUCAACUCCUUGAUGUACAUCCAUCAUCCAGCUUUUGGAGGGAGCUGUGUCUUACACGGUUUGAAGUCUGGCAGCAGUGGUUAUAGGAAGAAGAGGGGAAAUAGCUUUAUUUGUUGCACAAUCAAAGUAUUUUUUUUAACACAAUGUAAAUUCUUUAGACCAAACUUCCAUAAAUAGUUUCUAAUAAAAUUUUGGGCCUAGUCUCUGUUCCAGGCUUCUGUGCUCUGCUCCAACCUUCCUGAAUUUGGUGAUUUGAGAACAAUACACUGUGUUUUACCUUGAUCUACCUGUGGCUGUUAUAGAUGUAACAGUUCCUUUUAAAAAUAAGGCAGGCUUUUCGUCUGACUAUUUCUAACAUACUUGGUCUCAGAUUGUAAUUUCAGAUAAGUUAUUUUUUCCAACCUUUACUUACUGUAGAAGAUUUGCUUUUGCACUCAUGUCAUUCUGGUGUGAAGAGCAGGAGUCUACAUUAAAAAUCCAAGCUCUGAUAUCCUGUGGUGCAAGACAGCACUGCUGCUCCAUGGGUGACUGGCUGCCCAGUUGUGGGGUUAGUGGGCUGCUUAAUCCUCAGAUACCUGGGGUUUUUUUAUAAAUUCUGAGCAACAGGUUUUUCUUCCAGAUGUAAAGUCAGGUGCCUUCAUGUUUUAAGUUUGGAGGUUAUACUCUUAAAUAUGUUAGGAAGCUCAUAAUUAUUGAGAAUUGGUAGAAUAGUCUCUCUUGAUGAUUUAAUUUCUGUAAAUAAACCAAUUUUAAUUCUUGCACUGUAAACGUUAAAUAAUCUGGUGCUUAUACAUGACUUCAUAAUUUCAAAUUGUUUUUGUUAUUACAAUAUUUUAACUUUUGAAACAACCAAAAUUAUUUAAGAUACGGUAAAUUUCUACAAACUAACUGAAGGUGCUUUUACAGUAAAUUAGACUUGGAAAUGUCACUAUUCUUCCAUAAUAAGUUUUUGUUCUUAUGCAUUUAUAGGAAUAGUGUAGUUCAAGAAAGUAGGCUAAAUGCUAGUAUUUGCACUGUUCUUAAUCCUGUAUGUAAGCACCGAUAGAUGCAGUAGGAUUUGUGCUGUGUGUGCAUUUCAUUUUCUCAUGUAGAUUAUGGACUUAAAAGGAAGACUACAUAGGUAGCAAUUACAAUGACCAUAUUCAAGAUGAUAGAAGAUUCCAGAUUAGAAGUAGUACUAUAAAGUUAAAUGCUUGGGUUUUAACUUGUGUUUUCAUUCAAAAUGUUAAGUGAGACUUAACUUUUUAUACAGAUUCAGCUUUACAGAAGCCCUUAUCUUUAAAUUGUCUCAGCUCUGAGAUGCUUCUUUUCAAGUCCUUCUUCAAUUCUUGCAGGAAAAGAAAGAAAGCUUCCUUUUAAGUAAUUAUUAACAUUUCACAGAAUACAGAAUGUUUAAAUUUGAAUAGGCCUAAGAAUUUUACUGAAAACGGAGUAUUUUGUCAUUUUUAAGCAUUUAUACUGUUGAUCAGAAAAACUGGCUUCUUGUUUCCAGUAUGGCUUACAGUUCAGUACCUUUAAGAAAAUGAUUACAGCUCAUGGAGCAUUAAUCAUUUUUAAAAAAGGCAUUUGUAGCUUUUUAAGAAUACAGAUCCUGCAAACACAGUUCUCUACAACACACUUCCUGCUGUGAGAAAAAAAACUUGGCAGAUUAUUUUAAGCAUGUUUGAUCAAAAUUACUAAACUAUGGAAAUUAACCAUUUGUAUCUUACUGGUUGGGUACAUAGUUUUGUUAUGCAGAAAAAGUAUGCAAAACUGCACGAUCAAGAGCUCUCAGCAAAUACUUCUCAUGCCUAUACUUGCAACAGGAUCCUUCAGUAAGGAUGUCUGCAAGACACUACAAUAUGUGGAAGUUGUGCUUCAUCCCUGAGGAGCAGUUUAGCUGCAUUUGCAAGGCACUUUUAAAAUUGAAAAGUGAAACAAGACUCUACAGAAGAAGGUGGGGGCUUGUCCAUUAAUUCUGGCAUAAUAAUGCAGGAUCCAGGCUGACUUGGGUAUUGCUUCCAAAAAAUAACAUUUUUCAGGGCAGCAUUGCAUGCCUGGCAGAAAACAGGGAGCCAGUGUUUUAUUAUAUGGCUCAUGCAUGAAGGGUUAUGUCUUCCUCCUCCUUUGUUUAAAGCUGAAGAACUUGAUCUGUUUUCCUCGCUUUUAUGUAAGUGGCACAUCAGUGCUAAUUAAGCAGAAAGUAUGUACAGCUAAUAAGGUUAAAAUCAUUACAGAUUUUAUUAAAUUUCCAUUAUGUUCUUUUGAAGAAAGUUUGCAGUAGUUAACCCUUGAAUUGUAUUAAGUAAAAUCUGUAACUACCUGUAACAUCUGCUGUACUGAUGAUUGUGAUUUUGUUAUGAAUUGAUUCAGAAACUGAAGCACACCAUUUAAGAGACUAUGACUAAGUUGACAUUUUCUUCUAUAUUUUCUCUGUAAAAUUAAAUCACUUUAUAAAUAAACUUACUGAAGUAUGAAUAUAAGGACUGCUGGUCAUUGUGAAAUGUAAAGCCUGUGCUGCUGCUACAGAUUAUUCUUUCACUGUAGAAUGUUUAGGUGUUGUCUUAAGCCAGUCAGCAGCAGUGAUUAUACAUAAUGCCAGGAAAACAAGUAUUAUUUUUUAAGGUAAAUAGCAAAUGUGGGUGAGGAGCCCAUUCAACACAAUGGAAAGAAAAAGAAAAUAAAAAGGUGUUGGAUAUACUGGAGAAAGGAAGUAUGGGAACUUCAAUCAGUGCUUUUAGAGUAUUUAUGAAAGAUUAUUUUUUUCUUUUUUGGUCUAUAUAACUUGUUAUUAAAAGAACUGGAUGUGUAGAAACAGU
This is a messenger RNA of Lepidothrix coronata (blue-crowned manakin), 7167 nucleotides long. RefSeq names its product decapping mRNA 2 (gene DCP2). Lineage: Eukaryota; Metazoa; Chordata; Aves; Passeriformes; Pipridae. The record is from RefSeq and is a predicted model, not a curated record. Gene Ontology annotation, cellular component: cytoplasm; P-body. The transcript has 11 exons. Gene Ontology annotation, biological process: nuclear-transcribed mRNA catabolic process, nonsense-mediated decay; deadenylation-dependent decapping of nuclear-transcribed mRNA. Gene Ontology annotation, molecular function: manganese ion binding; RNA binding; 5'-(N(7)-methylguanosine 5'-triphospho)-[mRNA] hydrolase activity. Bases 77 to 1336 code for a protein of 419 amino acids.